This is a messenger RNA of Apiotrichum porosum, 906 nucleotides long. RefSeq lists its product as uncharacterized. NCBI's taxonomy places the organism in Eukaryota, Fungi, Basidiomycota, Tremellomycetes, Trichosporonales, Trichosporonaceae. Gene Ontology annotation, molecular function: oxidoreductase activity, acting on single donors with incorporation of molecular oxygen; zinc ion binding; ferrous iron binding. The record is from RefSeq and is a predicted model, not a curated record. Bases 1 to 906 code for a protein of 301 amino acids. The transcript is spliced from 4 exons.
AUGCCUUCUGAAACAAUCUUCCCCGCCUUUUUCUUCUCACAUGGCUCGACCGGCAUGAUUGCCCGCCGCACCGCGCCCGCCGCCUACUGGGAAGAGGUGGGCCGUCAGGCGUUGGCACAGGGUGUCGAGUGUGUGAUCAUCAUGGGUGCCCACUGGGAGACUCCCGACGAGACCAUCCGCGUGAGCGGCAACCCCGCACCUGCCAUGCAGCCCGUCGCAUGGGUCCCGACCGAGCAGUACGUCAACUUUGACCUCAACCCCGACGUCAAGCUGGCCGAGGAGGUCCGCGGCAUGCUGGACACUGCGGGCUUUGAGGUCGCCCUCGAGCCCGACUUUGAGCAGAUCCACGACACGUUCAUGAUCCUCAAGUGGAUGUUCCCCGGCGGCCGCUCGUUGCCGCACUGCGUCGUCUCGCACAAUGCCCGCUGGGACCCCCACUUCCACCUGCGUAUGGGCGCUGCCCUCCGCCCCCUGCGCAACAAGGCCCUCAUCAUCGGCUCGGGCGGCGCCGUGCACAACCUCUACCGCAACGCAUGGUUCAGCGGUGUCUUCUACCGCGACUCGCUCGCGCAGACCGCGCCCCCCGAGCAGUGGGCCAUCGACUUUGGCGAGGCGUUCAGCAACGUCGUCACCCAGAACUCGGGACCCGCACUGCGCCGCGGUAUCGCGCGUCUCAUGGCCCACCCCCAGUUCCGUGACGCGCAGGGUACCGACGACCACUACAUGGCUGCGCUCUUCGUGGCCGGUGCCGCCGGCGCGCUCGAGGACGAGGGCCACGCAAACUAUGCCGGUGCCGAAAACUACGAGCUGCAGUCCAUGCGUAAUUCCCAAUUCCAGUUCGGAGACUGGCCCCAGGCUCCUCACGUCACCCCGGUGCGUGCCGGCAUGUGGGAGGUGACAGCGUAG